AUGGUUAAAUCGCUUAAAGAGUUGGCACUUGAUAUCGUCAAAGGGGACCCAAUAUGGAGUCUGAAAAGUUGGCGUAUUGUCCAAACGGAAAAAUCCGAAGUUGUAUUGAGAAAGCAACCUGAGCCAAUGAACGAAUACGUGGAUAGGAAACUGGCGGCAGUUCAGUUUUCCUGGUCACUUCAAGGGAAGUAUAGAGGAACAUCAGUUUGGUUCAGUAGAGAGCAUAGGGUCCGCUCGAGCUCAGCUGCAAUUAUCUCUGCGAAAUUCAAUAAUCACUUCCGAAACGUUCAAUUCUGGAAGUAUGUCUUUGGUCCGACUCAACCACAACAACCGCCGAGCUUGCCACGCCAGUUGAACUCAGUCAGCCGCCCAAUGGAUCGGGGUCAUCAACAGCGAUCUCUAGCGGACCGACCAUCUGAUCCCCGCUCGAAGCGCCCAUCAACCCGUUUAGGACAACCAACUGAUCCACGUCUUCAAUGUCGGGUUCAUCAUGAAGCAAUACCAUCUGACCCGCGUGUACGCCGUCACCCCGGACAGGCUGACCAAUUAAUUGAUCCACGUCAACAAGUUCGGAUCAACCAACCUGGACAUCUUUUUGAUCUACGUUCUCACCCUCAAUCGAGACCACGAGGGUUUUAUACUGAUCCAAGUCUACGCCGUCAUGCCUGUCAAGAGACUAACAUAUUAUCUGAUCCACGUCAACGUUCCAGCCAACCAAGACAACCAUCUUGUCCACGCGAACAUUUCCAGCCUGGACAUGCUGUUCAAAAACGUUCUAAUCACUAA
Messenger RNA from Caenorhabditis remanei, 786 nucleotides. RefSeq lists its product as uncharacterized. Lineage: Eukaryota; Metazoa; Nematoda; Chromadorea; Rhabditida; Rhabditidae. The record is from RefSeq and is a predicted model, not a curated record. Bases 1 to 786 code for a protein of 261 amino acids. The transcript is spliced from 3 exons.